GGUGGUCACAGCCAAAGAUAGACCCAGCUUGGUCAAGUGCCCCUCACACUCACACAUUGUUCUGUGUCCAGCUGUGCCUUGUUUCUCUGUGGGCUGAGAUGACGACAGAAACGAGUGAGGGGGUGGAGAGAGAGAUUCAGAUACAGAGCAGUUGCUCAUUCUGUGUUAACAUCUCACUGUGAUAUUGAUGUAUGCAGCCUGAGUUACAGUUCUUAGCCUGAACAGAAAAUCCAUAUCCCAAGAUGCAGUGGUGCAGGUGGGCUGGCAGUUGGAGAACACACCUGCAAAGACAGUCUGCAGGGCCGGAGACUGAUGAUGCUUUUGAUUUCCUCUUUAAAAUCAUCCUGGUCGGUGAUUCAAAUGUGGGGAAGACCUGUGUAGUCCAGAGCUUUAAGUCUGGAAUAUUUAUAGAGAAACAGCAGAACACCAUUGGAGUGGACUUCACUGUUCGUACAUUGGACAUUGAUGGCAAGAAAGUGAAGAUGCAGGUGUGGGACACAGCUGGACAGGAGCGUUUCAGAACCAUCACUCAGAGCUACUACCGGAGCGCCCAUGGGGCUAUGGUGGCCUAUGACAUCACACGGCGAUCCACAUUUGAAUCUGUCUCACACUGGAUCAGGGAGGUGGAGCAGUUUGGAGCUGCAGGCGUGGUGCUGAUCCUUAUUGGCAACAAGUCAGACCUCCAAGCUCAGAGGCAGGUGCUGUUUGAGGAUGCAUGUACUCUGGCAGAAAAAAACAACAUUCUGGCUGCUCUGGAAACAUCGGCCAAGGAGGCACAGAACGUGGAGGCGGCUUUCAUCCUCAUGGCCCGGGAGCUGUUAGCACGCAAUGGCCUUAACAUCACAGAUGAGUCCUCCCAAGACUCACCUCAAUUCAUGCUGAGUAACAGCUCCCACCCUGUUAACGGGACCAUGUCUUCUGAUAAAAAGUGUGGGUGCUAAGUGGCCUGAGGAGGGGACGUUUCAUUUAAGACUUCUGUGACAAAGCUUGACGUUUUUGUGACAAUUUCCUUUACCUGUGGAGAGGAGUUAUCUACUCAGGCAUGUUUUGGGUUAUACUACGUCCAAUAUGUAACAC
Messenger RNA from Cheilinus undulatus (humphead wrasse), 1077 nucleotides. It is a transcript of the gene rab19, whose product is annotated as ras-related protein Rab-19. Gene Ontology annotation, molecular function: GTPase activity; GTP binding. The record is from RefSeq and is a predicted model, not a curated record. The transcript has 5 exons. Gene Ontology annotation, cellular component: trans-Golgi network. NCBI's taxonomy places the organism in Eukaryota, Metazoa, Chordata, Actinopteri, Labriformes, Labridae. Bases 243 to 941 code for a protein of 232 amino acids.